UGCUAUACUGCAUUUUGCAAGGUUUUCCGAUUAACUUAUGACUGUACAGAGAUGCAGGAUGGAAAUUUAUUAAAGAGAAACACAUUCAGACGAAUAAAAUUGCUUUUACGUUUGUAAAAGUUCGCCUACGUGUACCAAUCCACGGACACAAACCUAUAGUGUUGUGCGUGCCUCACCAAAAAAAAUAAAAAAUAAAAAACAACAUAAAAAAUCCUAAACAUAGUGAACUACAAAUGGAAACUACACUUACAUACCUUUUCUAAAAGUCAAAAAUUAUUCUAAAAUAUUAUUAAAAAAAAAAAAACGGCGUAUCCAGACCAAACAAUGAAACGAUUUACGCAAGUCAACCAACAUCGAUGAAGUGAUUGAAUCGAAAUAGGCAGAAGUCAAACUGGCAAAUGGUCGAAUCGACCGACUCCUAGUUCCAUAACUCCCUGCUCCAGCGCUUCUAUCAGGUAUGAAUGAUUGAGGUAUAUGUAUAACUUCCUCUAGGCUGCAAACACCCGCUUUCCACCCUGAAUACAAGUUUGAGCCCUCAUCUGUAUCAACAGAGAGCGACCAGAUCGAUAAUUAUUAAGUCAGUACAACUUUUUAAAACUUACGUUCGUGUGAUUGCGAACUUGUUUAGUACAAUAGACUACGCGAUGGACGCAUAUUAUUACCACUGCCGGUUGUGACAGCAUAUUAUUGUACUCCCAGAAUGUGUCCUUGCUGUGAUAGCCACACUCAUGCCUGCACGACAUCCUGUUUCUGUCUGUCAUGCGCAGUCAGGACUCGCUGUAGCCAAUCAGCGACAAGCAGACGCGAGCAUGGUGGGGAGACGUCUGCCCGUGUUCCUUCGUCGUCUGCGCUUUUAAACACGGCUAAAAAUGUGUGGGAGGAUCGAUGUCGUGCGACGUAUUAGCAUACCCCGUAUAAGUAAAGGCACUUGAGUGUGACGCGCAGAUCAGUUUGUUGUGCUGAAACUGCAGAAAGGUCUGUGGAAUAACACGUACAGCUACAAGCAGACGUAGGACGAUUGAUUGUAAUGGAGAAACUUCCAGCCUAGUGACUGUCAACUACUGUCGUCUUGUGUGUCCCACACAGUGUAGUCCUACACAUCGCCUUCAGUUGAUUGUCCCACACAGUGUAGUAGUAGUUCAUCGCCUUCGGUUGAUUGCCAGGCACGCUGUACCCGCCCUGUGGUGUGUCGUGUGUGCAAGAUCCAAGCUGUGUGCAGGGUAUCGGCAUUGUCCAAACAACAGCGGAGUGUCGACAGGACACAGGGUGUACUCAUCGCCUUUCCUCAGUGGAACCGUGUACAAGUCGCUGGCUCAGGCAUUGAAGACCGCGAGCCUAGUAAGCGGUGUGGAUGAGACGUUUUUCUGAACACGAUGUCCACGCCACCUUUGUCAAAAUGAAAGCGAGGCAGUGAUAUCACCAAACGCCGUUACUACCAUAACGGCAUCAGCAUCACUUCUUGCUCAGCGCGUUGUCGUGAUCGAAAGCAUAUCUUCUUACAGAAAACCGGAACCCACGUGUGCGUGGGUGUGUCCGCUGAAGAGGACAGCGUCUCUAAGUCUAUCCAGGAAGUAAGGGAGCGUCGGAUGCAGCUUCCACAACGGGUGGCACGACAGAUGCGAGGAUGGGAUCGCUUUCGUGGGAUGGGCGCAACAUCGAGGACUUGCCGGCAGAGAUGCUGCAGAUGGCUGUGUCGCGUUUCCCGCGCACCGUGCUGGAGGAGGCGGCCAGCCGUCUACACGGGGUCGACGCCAUCGCUAGCGGCAACUGGGCUGUUGUAGCGGAGAAGCUCGGCUAUUGUGACAACUCGCAGCUGGACCGCUUCGCACGGCAGGCGCAAGUAAACCGUACCUUCCCGGGACUUCUGAUGCUGCAGGAGUGGAGCCGCGCGCCCGGAAGUACGGCCUACGUCCUGCUCAACGUCCUUACGUGACGCUGGUCGUGAGGACGUACUGCUCAUGGUGGUAGAUGCGCUGUACAAUGUUCACUACAUGCUGCUCUCAGUUAUGGUGGAAGAUCAGGUCACCAGAGUGAAACGAUUUCUGCGUGUACGUACGAAAAAAACCUCGACACUUGCAGCAUCUUUGGAGAAUGAACUUCCUGGUUUAUCUUGUUAUACCAUAGCUGGGCCCCGAAAUGGAAUAAGCUUCCAGACUAUAGCAGAAGAGUUACAGGGCAAGCAGCUGACUUUAAAAAGACAUAUUGAUCCUCAAGAAGAUAGUGUAGAGCAAAUUUAUGGAACCCCUUUAAUUAGCCGCCCACUCACUCAACCAUCCACCAGAAAUAAUCAAACAACAGUAACAACUGCGGUGACUUCAACAACAACUGCAUCUUCCCCAACCAGCAGUAAUACACAAACCACCACCAGCCAGAUGGUUUUCAACAUCUUGCCAACUGAACGUAUUUCUGGACCUAAGAAGCAGCAAGGGUCAGCCCAGCCCACCAUCAGUGUCACAUUCCCCAAAGUUCCUUUCUCAAGCACAGUGCAGCUGGACAUGAACAUGCCAGAGGGGGUUCAGUGGGUGAACAACUUGUCUCGUCAAGAUUCACCUGGUCGUGGAAAUGGGAUUGCAAACCACCGUCCCUGCUCACCAUGCCGACCUCCACAAGAUGUGGCCAUGGCAACAACCUGCAACAACCUCAUGCGCAUGUCCCCUGCUGUAGAUCACAGAAAUGCAGGAUUAACAUGCAACAAUCUUCAGUGCAUGCUCCCUGCUGGCAAACUUGAAAACACAGGGACAGUCUGCAACACUCUUCAGUGCACACCUCCUGUUGGAGAUGGAGAAUGUGGAAAGAAACUUAAAAUUGACAAUCUAGGGCUCACUGCAAGGGACUUCACUCAACAUUCACUAAUGUCUUUUCAGGAAAUGAACUUUCCGCUUCUGACCAUGGACACAAGGGAUAGUAAUGACAUCUAUCCUGAAGAGGCACCUGCUCCAUGCCAGAGGCAGCAAUCAAUGGGAUCAUUGAAUCCCAUAGAGCUGACAGUGCCCAAAGAACUUAGCUUGUCCGACUCCUUGGAAGGAUGGACACCAGUAAAACAGCCGCAUGAAAAGGUUGAGGAUGAGCGCAAAGUUUUUCCUGAUGGUAUGAGGCAGCACCCACGUGGUAUGGACAACAUUUUAUCGCCUGAGCAUGGACAUGGUAGACAUGGAUUGCUCAAUAAUUUGUUUUCGUCAACCUUUGCAAAGUGCGUGACGACAUCACAGUCAGACUACAUUCCACAUGACCACCCUCUUGUCUUUCAGAACAGAAGGCCCUGCAGUCCCCUGUUUACUUCUGGAGGUUUGCCAGCAGCUACUUCAAAAAUAGAACCAAUGUUUGAGAAAUCAAACAUAAAACUGCCAGGAAAGUCAUCUCCCUUGUUUCAAAGAAAAGUUGUGGAAUGCAACAGGAGCCUGAACAAAGUGCAACGGGCAUGGCUCUUGUUUUUCAUGAUGUCCAGACAACUGAUUAUGUUCCACACCAUUUCAUCGAGGAUCAGUCAAAGAUGAUGAUGAAUAAAAAUGCUUCUUCACCAGGUGCUGUAGACACCAACAAGACCAACUCUCCUGCAGCCUUGGAUCUUACACAAACACCUCUCAAGCCUUUGCAGGAAAAGAUGGAAUACCUACCUGUAGAUAAUGCUCAUAAACUCACAACUCUGGCUUCAGAAAGCUGUGGUCCCACUCCCUGUACAUACACUUGUCCAUUUAUUGGGCCUGAUGUGUUUGAUCCCAAUCAGUUUAAGUAUUGUCACAGUCCUACAAACCCUGCUGGUGUGCCUCUUUCAGAUCCCUUGUCAUUGUUACCAACAACAGGCAACUGGCCCAAGAGUGAGAGUAUGGACCUUGAUGAUGGGUACAUAGCGUUGCCAGUGGGUGGAGCUUCGCCCUAUAUACAUGCAAUUACAUCUUUUGGAAGCAGCAGCUUAGAUAGGAGUAUUUCCUGUGGCAUGAAUGAUGGUAGCUCAGAAUAUUCCAGUACACUACCAGCUCACAGCAGAAAUGCAUCAGCACCAGAGCUUUGCUCAAUGUCACAGGAGAUAGUGUCACCAUCUUCUUUGCAUGAUUGUCUUCAGGCCAGGAGUCGCAAGCCUAUCAUGCAGGAUUUCCCAACAUCCAUCCUGGACACAGAGCAAGAUAUGUCCAGCAGCAUGUCUUCACCAUUCUUCCGAAGAGGGAGUGAUGCCAGCAUUCAAGUCCGCCCAAGCUCCAAAGCACCGUCCUCGCAGUCUUUGGCAUACAGCAGGAGCUAUGACACCAUACCUGCUGAUGAUAACCAGAGCCAGAGUCUGGAUGCACACAAAGCCCGGUGCCAGGCGCCGUCGAGUCACCCAGAGCCUAUGCAGACACCAGCGUCUAAGCCACCUUCCUUGGAAAUAGGAAUGACCGAAGUUCCUGGGUGGUGUCCAGGUGUAACUGACCGCACGAUCAAUCAGAUCAUGUCAAAGUACAUCAAUGACGAUGGCAACUUCAUAGUUUGGUACUACUCAGCCAGAAAGACUCAUGUCAUUACAGUCAGCCACAUGGGAAUUCGUCACUAUGCAGUGCACAACAAGACAGUGGCAGGGGAUCAAGCAGUCUUUUACAUUUUUGAAGGUGGGUUUGAGUCCACCAGUCUGGCAUCUCUUAUCAAACACUACAUGCGCAAUGGCCUGGCAGAACCUGCAAGCACCAUGCUAGUUCAUGGCGUAAACGACCCAACUAAGAAGUUCACCACACCAGAGGAAUCAUCGGGCAGCAGAGGUUCCAGAAACCGCCUGUCUCAUGUCAAGCUGAAACGUCCACUGGUUGUACGAUAUGGGAAUUCUGCUGUUAAAAAGUAGUCAGAACAAACCAAAAAAUAAGAUUUUGUCUACACCACAUCUCCCUGCAGUAUUUUGUCUACACCACAACUGCCUGCAGUAGUUUGUAAAUAGUCUUGGUUUUGCAGGUGGCUGAGAUCAUGGUGUAUGGUGUAGCCAAGAUGGUGUUACAUGCGUGUGUGGAGUUCUAAACUGAAAGUCCUUACCUUGAUUUAUCACAGCCUUAGAGAUUUUAUAUGCUUCAAAGAAAAACAAAAUGCAUUCACUAGCAUAUUCAGCAAAUUGGAAUGAUGCUAGGAGCCCUCUAUGUAGGUUGAUGGACAUUUGAUGGUGUUUCUCCUAUAGUUUUAACUGUACAAUGCUAUUGUCUGGAAUGAGGGUUAUCACCGCUGACUGUGUAAUGGUAAGUGUGAGUGGACCAGGGCUGUCGCCUUUAGCUAUCUGUAUGUAUGUGCAGUAGUCAGUACGAGCUGCAGAAGAGCAUAUAACUAAACAAAGUGUUCACAGGAGUGCGAGUAUUUUUUGUGAAGUGGGGUUGUACCAUUCCCUAUUAAGCUGUUGUGGUAGAAAGACGCUUUGGAAAUAUGCGUGAGAGAGAAUGUGGGAAUGGUGCAAUUCUUUGCCGAGACAAGGAAUUACGUGUGAGGACUGUCAGCCAAGGCGGUAUAAUGUCGAAACUUCCCUGUAAGUUGGAUAUGGUGCUGAAGUGGUCUUCAGGGGUGCACAUUACAAAUUCAGGGGAGAACAGGAGGAACCUCGUGUCUUCCCACCCAUGAGAUACGCCAGCAGAGCAGUGUCCGGCUGGAACCAUUCUGACCAUUUUUUGAAUACUGGAUGGAGAGGUUUUUCUUUAUCGUCAGGGGUUUACCACAAUGCAUCACUGAAUGGUGUUCUUUUUAGUGUUGUGUCUUUUUUUGUGUGCAAAGGGAAGUAACCAUGGAUUAAAGUAAGAAUGUGGUGCCUAAGUGUUCAAGAAAGGACUACAGUUGAAAGUAAGUGCUGAACUAUCCGAUUGUAUUUUCAUUGAAUCUUUAUUGACAUUGAACUUAUCUUGAACCUAGUUCAAUUUGAAACCGACAUUGAACUUUUCUUGGACCAAAUUACAUUUGAAACUGUGGAUACUAUUAUCUGACAGGGUGGUUGUGCAGGAAUUAACGAGUGCGAAUCACUAGUUGGAUAACUCACACUAUGUUUGAUCAGUCUGGAGUUUAUGUAUUUGUAGCAGAGAUAAUUGAAAUGUUCUGUCUCUGAUAUUUUGGUACCCUUAUUUUGGAGAGGAUUUUGUUUUGCUUUGGUUUGGAUUAUGUUUUGUUUCCCUUCUCAACAGCAACAAAAAAAAAAAAGAUAAACCAAACCCCUAGAAUAGAGAACGGGAAGCCAAUGGACAGGUCUUUUGAUUUGUAGAGAGAAAGAACGCUUGUGGACACAGUGUUUGGAGGUGUGCAUUGUUGUGUUCAUGAUAGCUAUGCAGUAUCUGCAAUUAUGUAUUUUUGCAGCACCAUGCAGCAUCUGCAAGUCUAUGCUUGGAAAAACUAUGCAUUGUUUGCAAUUCCAUGUUCUAGAGAAGUUACAGAUUUUCUUACAUCUUGAAUAUUUUACUCAGUGUAUGUUCUGAGCUUAGGUGUGUCAGGGAAUGAGAAGGGAGAAAGUGCUGCUUGUGAAGCUGUUGGUCUCUCUUAUAAACAAAGUUCCCAGCUGGCUGAGGAUCCCAAAUGGCUGAGAAGUCCAUGGAUAAUUUAGAUUUACAGUGGCAGAUAACUAAGACAGUUGUUUGUGCACAUUGUCUCAGACAGAAAACUAAAUUGGAUGUUUUUACUUCUUGUAGAGUAAGCAGGAUAUGUCAGAUGUGCUGGAAAUGUCGAAUAUAUCAUGCAAGAUCUUCUAUUUUCGUUUCAUACAGUGAACUCACUGUUGGCUAUGAUGUUGUGAUUAUCUGUUGGUAAAAAAAUGAGUCCUAAAUGGACUUAAAAAGCUGACACCAAAUUAAUGUUUAGGCAUAUGAACAGCACCCCUUGGCCUGUAAAAAUGCCCAGUGCCAUGAAAAGAAAAAGGAAAGCUACAAGCCGAUUAACAGGAGUAGCCAGCCAGGAAACUGGUUAUGUAUGAUAGAGUGGGCAAAAACCAUACAAAAGUCCUCAUCCUGAGAGCUCUUUUUAUAAGACUUAACCUUUCCAUUAGGACUUGGUACAAGAGGGCAGGAAAAAAAUGGAAACCUAAAGGACUUUUAAAGAUGCAGGCACUGAGAGCCAGAAAACUGAUCUGGAAAGCUGUUGCUGUAGAUUUGCUGAAGUGUGGAACUCUCAAACACGAAUUUCAGAUGUGUUGGACAAACACAAAAAAGUUCUUAAGAAGUGGUAAUUUUUGUGUUUUGUUUGUCAGAUUAAUACAGCACAAUGUAUUACAGGAAAGACUUCUUUUUCUUAUCAUUGUAAUUUAUUGUGUGAGUAGAUUAUGUGUUACAAAUGUGUAAAUUGGCAAGGGGAGAAUGCUGAUGAAUUUGGUGACAAUUAUAUCACAUUUUUACCCAUGAUCUCUUUUUUUGUUUUUUAUUUUUGAUUCUCAACAUUUUUGCUCAACACUUUUAGCAUACCUAACACCUCUUCUUCGCACUUUGUGUCAUGAUUGACCAGCUUGUGCUUGUUCAUGGUACAUAGAAUAUGAGAAAUCUUUCAGCUUUCUGUAAAUACCUUUCACCUGCUGAUUUGAAGAUUGUAUAUUUAAAAAUGUUAUUUUCUUAUUAUGGCAGCUUAAUGCUUUUAAGGAGGCUCCCUACCUUGAAGAUUAUUACACUUCAUUAUGGAGCAGAAGGUUACUGGUUUAAAACCUGCUCAGACCAGCAUAGCUGGAAAACUCCAUGUCCAGCCAGCAGCUUUUCGGUUGAAAAGAUUACCUCAUUUAUCAGGGAAGGUAUAUAAAGCAGGAUGAGCAUAUCACAUACUGAGCCCUACCACAGUAAGCCACUUACUGUCACUGACCCUUAGAGCCACUAAGCUGUGGGGGCUCUUUAUGCUUCUUUACUGUAAGUUCAAAGGAAAGAUGUGCUUUCUCUGUGAUAAAAUGUCUGUGUUUGCUCAUCUUUGUAAGCAGUGUGUCAUCUUAAUUUUGGAAGAGGAUUAGUUUGUUAGCAAUUACUUUUAUGGGGCAUAAUACUAAGAGAAUGGCAACAUAUAUUUAUAGGAUUAGGCAGGUCAGGUAGCACAUUCAUUGUGACUCUACAGUCCAGUUCUUCUGCAAGGCCGUGAAUAUCCACAAAGCAGUAAAAAUGUUAGGGAGAUGCUUCUUUGGGCCAAGAUUUGAGCAUUUGAAACAUUCUGCAUUUAGUAUUUGCUUUUGUUUCACCUCUUGGUACUUUUGAACUGAGAGUGAUAGGCUUUUUCUAGGAUGCUUAUUGCUCUUCUGGGCUAGGUUAGAAAAUUACAAAUACAUUAAAAUUAAUUUCCCUUUUUUUCAACCAAGCUGGAGUUUUACAGAGAGCUGUGCAGUUGGCCUUUAUGGUCCUGGCCUCUGUCAGAACCUUGAAACUCUGUCCUUUUCUGUGUCAUAAAUAAAGAGAAUGAUAGUGAGCAGUAUGCAAUAGACUGGUCAUCCAUUAUGCUUGUCCAGCAAGUUUAAUAGACCAGUUCCACUGUAAGCCAGUAACAUUCCUACGCACUAUGCAUGUUCAUGAUAAAUGUGAACUUCCACACAACCACAGAUCAAGUGAGAGUGAUGUCCCUUCACCUAACUGGCUUGAGGGGUCUGUUCUCAUAAUUUCAUAUUUUUGUCUCAUUGCUGACUUGACUUUGUUGUCUCCUGCUGCCUUGUGUUUGAUUAUUCUGUGACUGCACUCAGUCAUUUCCACCUGUAGGCCACAUCUUUCGCUAAUGGUCUCUGCAGUGUUUUAUUAAUCUUGGUCAUCUUAUUUAUUUUUUGUUGUUGUUGCUUGUGGAUUACUUGUUUCUAUUUCUCUUCCAUUAUAACUUUUUGUUUCUGUGGAUCAUCAGCUCCUCAUAUUUUUCUCAUCUCAGACCUUGUGUUUAAUGGCUACAUUUUCAGAUACAGGCUUAUAUCUUGGAUCUGUGCAUAUUUAUUUUGCCUCUUGCUCUGUGGACUUUCUUGAUUAUAUUGUGAUAAAUCAUACUUUUUUGGUUCCGGCACUGAUGACCUUAUGCCUUUAGCAGUUUUUCUAAACCACUGUGAGCCUGCCUUAAUACUGAAGAAAGGAGCUGUAAAAAUAACAUUGUCAUCAUCAUCUGAUUGCACUUACUGUGAUGUUACUAUUUGUCAGGUUUUGAUGUGCACAUCAAAGGGACUUGAUCAUUUUGUGAUCAUUAAUAGCCACAUAUCAAAAAAUGUUUUGAAUCUUUAAAAUGAUGAUUGCAACAAAGAAUCAGGACCCAAUGACACACAGAACAGGAAAUAGUUUAAAAGAAUGUUUAGCUAAUUAUUUUAAUUCUUAAUUGUAUGCAUCAUUUCAUGAUGAGGAUGGCUGGCUCCUUUCAUUUGAGGGUGACCUUGUGAGAGCAGAUGAAUCUCUAGUGGACUUGUUCAAGCAGAUUGAUUUGGUUUCUGAAGGAUUUUGUGCUUCAUAGAAAACUGAGAAUGACAUCUACUUUGUACAUACGUAUUACUGUAUCAGUCCACUAGGUGACAUGCUAUUUGACAAAGUUUAGUUACUAGAGUAAUCUGAUGUGCUUUCUGUGCAAUUUCUAAUCUUUGCACCGUAUUGCCUGGGAAUGAUGAUUGCUCUAGACACAGCUAGUCAAGGUCUUGGGUGAGAGCUGUUGUGAGAAGUUUAUUGGACAAGUACUGGUGUGUUCAACGUGGUAUGGCCCUCGGCUGUCAAACUUCAAAUGAGCCUUAGAUAUUUCCUUCAGUAGUUUAUAGUUCUUGUGAAAGAAUGUUUCUUAUCGUUGACUUUUUGUAAAUAAUGUUACUUUUAGUGGUGACAUGUCCAUAAGAUGCUAUUUGUUGUUAUUGAAUGUUAGUGCAAGAUUCAUGUUCAUAAGAUGCUGCUUGUUCUAAUUGAAUCAUAAUGUUCAUGUCCAUAUGAAACAAGCAAAAGAUUACAUCUUCAAAAUUCCUGUUGGUUUUUUUUUUUAAUAAGGCCUAAAAUGUUGGUGUAAAAUUAUGACAUAAUAAAUUUCUCUCCACAUUGUUA
Molecule: messenger RNA, 9926 nt
Organism: Pomacea canaliculata
Lineage: Eukaryota; Metazoa; Mollusca; Gastropoda; Architaenioglossa; Ampullariidae
Exons: 7
Coding region: 3386-4807 (473 amino acids)
Source: RefSeq, a predicted model, not a curated record